AUGGCCGCCGCGUCGCGUCCACUGACAGCUGUCGAUCGAUACAUCGCCACCGCGUCAUACGCGUGAAAAUGAAAACGACGGCCGCUCUGCUUCUCUUUGCGUGUUACUCCCUCGUCGAAAGCGUCCCGAACCACCGACCACUCUUCGACGAAGCUGAGCCACGACGGAAUCUCGAUCUCGAUCUCGAUCGUUGGACCUUGUUGCGCAAGUAUGCAUCUCGCGAUGAUCGCGGCGAGAGUCAACGACGAAACGCCAACGAUGAAGACGAACCGGAGAGCUGGACAGGCCGAUGGAUGCCCGACAGACCGAACGAUCCUACUCCGCCGCCAAAAGUAUUUCCAAAGAUGGACCAGACGUACGAUUUCGAGUCCUCUCAUUCCUUUCACGGUGGAAUACCGAUGGGAUAUUCGUCGAAAAGCUGCGACGACGCCAAGACCAAUUUAACCGUCGAUUGGGAUGGUAAUCCAAUCAGUUACACCUGUUACGACGAAAGAAUCACCCCAAACAGAAGCAGGAUAGCGCUUAAAUACUGCGAGCGCAUCCCGAAACACUACGUCGCAACGCACAAAUGUAUGUACGAGAAAAUUGAAUACGACGACGACGUUCCGCUGUUCGGACCGCACAGGCCACUCUGGCCCAUCUACGGCGAGUACAAAUUUCUACCAAAGCAGAGGUGGCUCCACAGCCUCGAGCACGGAGCGAUCGUCGCGUUGUACCAUCCAUGCGCCAAUCCGAUGGAAGUGAGGCGAUUGAAGAACUUGCUCUCGAGCUGUCUACGACGACACGUGAUCAGUCCUUACAACCUGUUGGACGAACACCGCCCGUUGGUCCUGGUCGCGUGGGGAUGUCGUUUGAGCAUGUCCUACGUGAAUCCCGAACUGGUGAUUGGAUUCAUUCGCGAGCACGCCCUCCGCGGACCGGAAGCAACGGCGAGGGACGGCGACUUCUCCCAAGCUUUGUUACAUCCGGCGGAGAUCGUGUCCGAUUUCGACGACACAAUUCUGUGUCCGAGCGCGCGUACAGUUUUACGCGACUGACGUCGCCGCUCUGUAUUAUACCUACGUGUACAUACCAACGUCUGAACUUUUUCCCAUUAAUUUAUUACUUGGCUACGUUUCCCUUUGCCUUUCCAGUUGUCCUCUCCUUUUCUCGUUUUUUGCUCUCGUUGCUUUGUGACGCCAACGACGUGGACACGCGGCUAAUAAUCAAUAAAGAUUCAAAAUCCAGAGG
Molecule: messenger RNA, 1230 nt
Organism: Frieseomelitta varia
Lineage: Eukaryota; Metazoa; Arthropoda; Insecta; Hymenoptera; Apidae
Exons: 7
Coding region: 69-1037 (322 amino acids)
Cellular component (GO): cytoplasm
Source: RefSeq, a predicted model, not a curated record